ACACGGCUCUGAGAGAGCAGAGGAUGAGGAUUCACUGACAGUCCGUGCAGAACACACAGUAAAUAAAAUGUGGAGCUUGCGCUAAACUGAAGAGACGCGUUUCAGUUUCAUUCCUUUAUCAUUCGGGGUAACGCUUCAAGAUCGCAAUGAAUGACAUUAAAGUUGCAGUUCUGGGAUCCGAGGGUGUCGGAAAAUCAGCACUUAUUGUGAGAUUUCUAACCAGGCGCUUCAUUGGUGAAUAUGCAUCAUCAUCAGAGUGCAUUUACAGAAAGCGCAUGUCCAUUGAUGCAAGACAGCUUAAUCUAGAACUGCAUGACCCCUGUUCUCAGCCAUGCGAUGGAAAGUCGACUCUUAAUGAGCAGAUCCACUGGGCCGAUGGCUUUGUGGUUGUUUAUGACAUCAGCGAUCGUUCCUCCUUCCUCACGGCCAAAGCUAUCGUUCACCUGAUCCGUGAGCUUCACCUGGGAGCCACUAAAAGGGAUUCAGACUCUGUGAUUUUCCUGGUGGGCAAUAAGCAAGACUUGUGCCACAUGCGUGAGGUGGACAGGGAAGAGGGCCAGAAGCUGGCAUCUGAGGGCCGCUGUCAGUUUUACGAGCUCUCCGCUGCCGAACAUUACCAGGAAGUGCUGCUCAUGUUCUCAAAGAUUGUGCGCAAUGCCAGUCUGGGAAGCAAAGCCAAGGAGCGCCGCCGUCGACCCAGCGGCUCAAAAUCCAUGGCCAAACUCAUCAACAACGUCUUCGGAAAACGACGGAAAUCUGUUUGAGGAAAGAAUACUUGGACAAUUGUUGUUGGACUGACGUAUGAGAUGUGUCACAUUUGUUUAUGUUUCCUCACUGCUUGUUAAUGUCUUGGUCACUACUGGGUGAAACUCACAUAUUUGGACAUAUUUCACCCAAAAGUCCAACAAAAUGUGCAUCGACUAAAUAAAAUGAAGCCUGUUUUUAGGAUAUUUUGCAUUGCAACAAUAUUUUAUUUACAGUUAAGUACAUUUACCUCAUAAAAGCUUGAUACUGUGAUAAAAAAAAAUUAUAUACAUAUUAUAUUUUGUUUAAUGUUUCAUCAUAGUAUGAUGAUGUAGAAUUGACUCAAUUCAAAUAUCUAGAGUCUUGUUUUGUUUUGUGUGUUCUGUUUUUUGCAUUGCAAUAGGAACAUGCUGUCUGUUGUUGUUGUUAAUAAUAGUGUAACAAUGCAACACAAUUCAAAUGGGCUUCUUUUUAUUUAUAAAAAAUAUAAUAUUUUUAAUGUAAUGACAUGUAAUUAGAUAGUUCACCCUAUAAUGAAAAUGUACCCACUCUCAAGUAGUUAAAAAUCUUCAGGAGUUUCUUUCAUCUAUUGGACACAAAAGAAGGUAUUGUGAAGAAUGGUUUACAAAAAAAAAAAAAAAAA
Molecule: messenger RNA, 1387 nt
Organism: Danio rerio (zebrafish)
Lineage: Eukaryota; Metazoa; Chordata; Actinopteri; Cypriniformes; Danionidae
Gene: rergla
Product: RERG/RAS-like a
Molecular function (GO): GTPase activity; G protein activity; GTP binding
Source: RefSeq, marked provisional